Nelumbo nucifera (sacred lotus) is the source of this 2250-nucleotide messenger RNA. Its product is annotated as NADH dehydrogenase [ubiquinone] 1 beta subcomplex subunit 8, mitochondrial. Lineage: Eukaryota; Viridiplantae; Streptophyta; Magnoliopsida; Proteales; Nelumbonaceae. The record is from RefSeq and is a predicted model, not a curated record.
AUCCCUAAUUCUCCGUGUACCCUAUCGGCCCACCCAGCAGGUCAGCACUCCAUCACCCUCGAAGACUCAAGGGAACCAGAACACAACGACAACCAAAUGCUAAACGAAAUAGGUCUUUGAGUUCGCUUUUGAAGGAGAAGAAGCUCGUAUAGUGAUCGAAGAUGGCAGGGAGAUUAAGCAAUGUAGCGUCUCGAAUCAUGGGCGGCAACGGCGUAAUUGGUCGAUCCGUCGCUUCCUCUCUUCGCCUUCGCUCCGGCAUGGGCCUCCCCGUCGGCAAACAUAUUAUCCCCGACAAACCGCUCCCCGUAAACGAUGAGCUGCUUUGGGACAACGGGACCCCAUUUCCUGAACCCUGCUUGGAUCGGAUUGCAGAUACUGUUGGAAAGUAUGAAGCAUUGGCUUGGUUGUGUGGAGGGUUGGGGUUCUUCGCGUCUCUUGGUCUAUUAGUCGUCUGGAAUGACAAGGCCUCCAAGAUACCAUUUGUUGUAACAAUAGUGUUUAGAGUUUGAUCUGAUUACAUCUGUCAACGAAUGGAUUGAAGAAGUUUUUAGAGAGCAGAGAAAGAAGAAAGCCGAAAUGGAGAGUUUCGUUCAGGCAACAAAAUGGAGAAGAAUACCUCAGUUGGAGAAGAAGAAGGUCCUUAUGGAGGAAAUUACAAGCAGAGGGAAGAAGCUAUUGAAAAUCAGGGAAGAUCGACGAGCAACUAUCAUAAUGGAAUCAGAAGUAGUGGACUGGCUUAAAGGCUUCGUAGAUGGCCUUCUAUUUGCAGAAAGAAUACAAGGGUGGGGAAAUGAAACGAAAAACAAUGGGAAGAGAUUCACAGUAGAAAAUAGAAGGAACAGAAAUGAAGGAUUUAUUUUACUAACAGAGUUCUUUGGCAAAGGGAGAAAACAACUAGUAUGCCUUCCAGAGGGACAAGCUAAACAGGGGUGGAAGAUGGUUGCAGGUGCACUUGAUGAUUUCGACCAGAAAAAAUGGGAGUUCUCGAAUACUGAAGAGCAAACUAUGAGGAAAGAACAAAAAUCUGGGGAGGUGAGUGAGAGCCAAACUGGGAAAGCAAACCAGCAAAAGCAAACUAAAAGGAUUACUCCUAUAACAGUACGAAGGAAUGGGGACUGGUUUAAGAGGAAAGUUGCGAAAGUGAAAACAGAGGUUAAGGAUUGGGAAGAAGUAUUGCAAAUUCUACUGGAGACGCUUCAGCCAAAAGAGAAAAUCACCCUCAUCCCAUUUGAAAAGAAUAAGGCAAUACUUGACAUGGCCGAACUUCAGACUGUGAGCAGAAUCCUUGAAACCAAUCUUGGMCAGAUUGCAGUGGAAAAUUGGUCGCCCUCCUGUAACGAACUGAAUAUCUCGCAGAAGACCAUAGUUAUCAAGAUUCUGGGUUUACCCUUCAACCUCUGGCAGGAGCACAUAUUCCAUAAGAUAGCAGUGGCCUGUGGUGGGGUCUUGGAAGGUUUUUGCAUGCAAAACCUUCAAGCGGCAAAGAUUAAAGUUACAUGUGGAAGAUUGGAAAGAAUCCCAAGAAGCCUGGACAUCUUCGCAGAUGACUGUUGGAGAAAGGUGUGGUUGGUGUCGGAAGUCGAAGCAAGGCUGUGGAACAGUUUGGAGGUAGAAGAAGAUGAUGACGUGGACUGUUGGAGGCCAUGUGGCGAGAGCUGGGUGGACCGUCCAAAAGGUCAAGUUGACCAGGCUUUUAUGGAAAUUGAAAAGUUGGGCAAUAGAUUAAAGGAGAUUGCUUGGCCAUUUAAGGGAGAUUUUUUGAAAAAAAUGCGAAUGGGAUCCAACGGCCCAAAAGAAAUCCUAUGCUGAGGUGCUGCAAUCAAAAAAAGGGCCACCUUGCGCUCAAUUUACAAAAUCAAUUGAAAAGUCGGACCCAGGUCCCGAUCCGAAAGUCUAAUCUGGGCCAGGUCUUUCAAGUUGGGUCACGUGACCCUUUUAAAAGUCAUGCACAAAGCUCCCUUGCGUUGAUGGUGGACGAUGAUUGUGGUCUAUCAUCGUCCCAAAGUGUGCCUAUUCGCUCGAAUCGUCCCCAAACAGGAACGACGAUCAGAAAACUCUCCCCUCCUCUUCCUCCGGCUGCGGGAAAGACAUCGGCGACUGGGUUGAAGCUGCAUUGGAUGCCGGCGACUGAAGAAAACUCCACGACGCCUGAGAAGCCAAACCCUCGCUACAAUAGGGUCUCGCAAGGAGACUCUGAAGAUGACUCAGAUUGGGAGGCGUUAAGAGAUGUGGAAGAAGACGAGGGUGAUC